UGAUAUUGUUUUGUGAAUGUGGCAAUGAUUAGGGAUUUGUUUAAAAAUAAAUUAUGGGUCCUAUCGUCGGCCGCGUUGUUGGUGGUGCCGAUAUACACAUGGAGGAAAUUGUACAAAAGCUAUAAAGAAGAUAAAAUAAACUAUGAAAGAGAAGUGUUGUUUCACAAAAGGCACAACUGUGUCGUGUUGUAUUCGCCCAGAAAGGGGAUGAGUGGUUGGCCACCUCACUUAACAAGAAUAAAAGCCAACAUUAAAGAUGGAAUGAGUGUUUUGAUAGAGCCGAUUGUUUAUUUUAUCAACACUGCCAUAAAGUCUAUCGAUAUAGCUGUUAUGAUUUUAACCUGUGAAGGCAUUACCAACGCUUUAAUAGAUGCUAGUAAACGCGGCAUUAAAGUGCGAAUUUUGCUGAAUUUUGAGCAUGCUUACAAUACAUCACAUUUAUAUAGAAAAAUGAUUAAUGAAGGUGUAAAUAUAAGAUUCUAUGUUGCCAGACAUAAGGAAGUUAGCCAGUCCUAUAGUAUGAUGCACUAUAAAUACAUGUUAAAAGAUUACUGCAAUACAGGAGGAUACGUUUUUAUGGGGUCAAUGAAUAUGAGCAAAAGUUCAUUUACAAAUAAUUUUGAGGAUAUUGUUUUUACAUCUACAGAGUAUGUGGUUGAAUCUGUUCAUGAAAAUUUUGAAAAGUGCUGGCAGUAUGUUGGUGAAGAGAAUAAAAAUGAUUAUAAUAGAACAAUUCUGUUACACUCUAAUUUGGCAUAAAUUUAUCCCAAAACCAGUACUUUUUAAAUAUUGAGUAACUUUAUUAACACUGCCUAUAUUUUAAAUUGAAUAAACUUAUGAUUUUUAAUAAUU
Messenger RNA from Brassicogethes aeneus, 852 nucleotides. The record is from the annotation of a GenBank genome assembly. NCBI's taxonomy places the organism in Eukaryota, Metazoa, Arthropoda, Insecta, Coleoptera, Nitidulidae.